This is a messenger RNA of Cylicocyclus nassatus, 1238 nucleotides long. NCBI's taxonomy places the organism in Eukaryota, Metazoa, Nematoda, Chromadorea, Rhabditida, Strongylidae. The record is from the annotation of a GenBank genome assembly.
AUGUCUAGAGCCGAGACAGAGGCCACAACUACUGUUUUAUUUUCACCGACUACCUCGACUUUUUUGCCUACAACAGCGCCGAAGGAAACAAGACGCUGCCUCUUUGUAGGAGAUCUCUUGAAUUUCGACAGGAGGAUUCCCGAUUACGAGAAGGAAAAGAGAAACAUUUCCGAGAUAGUCGAUGAACUGCUCAGCAGUGGUGUUGAAGCUGAAGGAGCAAUCUGGGCAUACGGGUACACCAACGAAAUUCCUCACCCAGAGGAAAAACUUUCGAAUAUGACAAGUGAUAGUGAAUGGCUUACGGAUGAUAUCAAUAUCACAAUGAAUUACAUAGAUCUGCCAAAACCAAACUACUCAAAUAAAGAAGUAAUCGAUCGCAUCAACAAUAUCACCGAAAUCAAUGGAACGGCAAAUUGCUUGGUAUUUUUCACUGCCUUACCCUACAAGCGAACAAUAAAUUUAGAAAAAAGAUUCAACACAACCGAAUUUGAAAAAAUUGUGGUUGUGAGAUUACGAGACUCCAACGAGACUGCCAGCGAUGUGGUUGAGAGGAUUCUUGACAUUAAUGCAACUGAGUCACCAGUUACGAUAACUACGAAAUUACCACCCACUACAGUCCCCGGAUAUGUCGGACCCCACUGUCUUAUCGCUGGUGAUCUCCUAAAUUUUGAUAAGAGAGUUGAGGAGUACGAAAAGGAAAGGGAAUUCGUUAUCAACAUUGGAGAGAAGCUGCUUGGAGUGGAGGAUGCCGCAGUUAGCAUAUGGGCUUACGGUUAUGCGAAUACCUCCGAUAUAAACGAAGCGCUGAAUUGUAUGACGUAUAGCUCCACCUCUUUUGCAUCUGACGUCAAUGAAACAAUGGCUUACGUAGAAGUCCACGAUCCAAUGUCUAACAAAAAGAUGCUAGAAACUCUUAAUGACAAUUCCAUCGAUUGGGAGGGCAAGGCAAACUGCCUCGUGUUAUUAUCAGCUAUGAAAAAGGCAAAAGGUCCUGAGAAGUUGAUACCAAAUAAGAGUAUACGAAGAACAGUAGUCGUCAGUUUACGAGGCGCUGACCUUAAAGACCUUGUUGAUUUGGAAGAGGAUCCUACGGUGAAAGUAAAUGCCACCAAUGGCUAUACCAAGGAAAAUGUGGAAGAAGUAGUUGAAAAAAUUCGUAGAAACAUCUGGGAACUUCACUAAUAAGCUUUGUUGUGGUGAUUUGUACAUAUUCAACACUUAAUAAGAAUUCUGCUUAA